Molecule: messenger RNA, 2139 nt
Organism: Bradysia coprophila
Lineage: Eukaryota; Metazoa; Arthropoda; Insecta; Diptera; Sciaridae
Gene: CD98hc
Product: CD98 heavy chain
Biological process (GO): L-leucine import across plasma membrane; phenylalanine transport; L-alanine import across plasma membrane
Cellular component (GO): apical plasma membrane; basolateral plasma membrane
Molecular function (GO): aromatic amino acid transmembrane transporter activity; L-alanine transmembrane transporter activity; L-leucine transmembrane transporter activity
Source: RefSeq, a predicted model, not a curated record
GCUUGCGCAAGACGUCUAUGAACGAAAACGCAUGUUUAAAAAAAGUGAGAUUCUUUUGUAUAACCAGUGAGUGAAUAUUUGGUGUGACGACAUCGAAUUUAAAUUAAUUGAACAACACACACACAAUUGUUUUUCAAAACUAUAUUUCUUUUUUGGAGAGUAUUGUUCGUAGAGAUAAACUUGCCUAAGUUUCUAACAUUACGAUGGAUGAAAAGAGAAACAGUAUGAAAUUAGAUAUCGAAGCGGUUAGACUGUCAGACAGUGAAAAUCAGCAAAGUAAAGAGUUUUAUAAGCCAAUACCAGAGUAUCCAGUUGUCGAGAACGCUGUAAAGAAUUCGAAUAUGGUUCGCGAAAAGGGAGACACCAUUGAGGAUGGAGCCGACGAUCCGAUGUUGGAAAGUGAAGAGAAAGCUCAACUGGCGAAGAAAGAAGAAGUAAAAUUUACGUCGGCAAGUGAUCGCAAAAAUGGGGACGCCAAAAUUGAUAUUGGAGAAAUUGAUAAGGGUUUCACUGGCAUGACCAAAGAGGAGCUUAUGAAAUUCGCCAAUGAUCCGUUCUGGGUUCGUUUACGUUGGAUUUUCUUCAUCUUAUUCUGGGCUCUGUGGAUUGGAAUGUUGGUCGGCGCAAUCAUGAUUAUCAUUGGUGCACCUAAAUGUGCAGCGCCUACUCCAUUGUCGUGGUACAAACAGGGACCGUUGGCUCUACUCUCCCCAAUAGUUGAGCAACAGCCAUCCGAAUUUAAGUCUAUUGGUGCUAAGGGAGUAAUCUAUGAACUUAAUGCCGACGAAACGUAUCUUGUGGACACUGCCGAAGUGAAAGAUAAAAUUAAGAAAGUCGUCGAUCAGUUUAGAGAACAAGACAUCAAUGUCAUCGUUGAUAUUACACCGAAUUUCGUUGGCAAAGAUGAUGCACUCCUAAAGAAUGCGCUUGAAAAUGAACUCUACCGAUCGGCGUUCAUUUGGUAUGACGGUGCCAAAGAACCAUCCAACUGGUUAUCAAAAUCUGGACAGCCUGCAUGGCACGAAAUCGAACCGAAAAAAUACAUUCUCAGUCAGUUUGGCGAAAAUCGAUUCGAUUUACAGCUGAACGACAAAUUUGCGAAAGAGAAGUUCAUGAACGUACUGACAGAAUUGUUGAAUAUCGGCGUGAAAGGUUUCCGUUUCGCAAACGCUAAACAUUUCAUCGUCAGCAAGGAAUUCAAAAACGAAACUCCACUGAACGAUGGAUCGGCCAUUCAUACAGAAUACGCUUUUUGGACACAUUCGGGAACUACAUACCAACCAGGCCUAGGUGAUUUGUUGAACGAAUUUUCGGAAUUCGUUAAGAACAAGACCAACAAUGAAGCUUUCAUUUCGGUAACCGAAAACAUUGUCCAACCGGAGUCGUUCUAUGUGAGAGACAGCACAAAAUUGGGCAUCGAGCUCCCGAUAUAUGGACUUCUUCCGCAUACCCUAGCCGUUAACGCUCCGAACGCCACAAAACGUUUGCACACCGAACUGACCCAAAUUACAAAUCAACUGGGCAACACAAGCUGGCCACAAUGGAUCUACGACAAUGAGGCAUUGAAUAAAGGUGCCAUUGGUUUGUCAGAGUACCAUGCAUUUAUUACACUGUUGCCAGGCGUCCCUGUUGCAACAUUGGAUGCAUUCCAAUCGCAAAACUUAACCAGCUAUUGGAGUACUUUGCAGGAGAUGCGCACAACUCCAUCGUAUAUGCACGGAAGUUUCGAGGCAUAUGCCAACAAUGAUAUUAUUGCAUACACUAGAUUAAAAUCAGGAAAUCCUGGUUUCUUCGUCGCCUACAAUCCGACAGAGGCGCUGGUUACUGGCAAUUUUACAUCGAUCAGCAGCAUGCCAGAACAGUUGACUGUUCAUCUACUGAGCAAAAACUACAAUGUCACUGGUGUUGUCGAAAGGUCGAAAAUUCAGACAUCUGAUGUGCAGAUAUCGGCCAAAUCAGUCAUUAUUUUGACCUACGUACCACAGAAACCAGAAUAAAGUUUUGAAAACAUUUUAAACUGAAGAUGUUAGAUGAAGACCUAGUAGUGUCGAAAUAUGGGAAUGACUGUUACGGUUAUUUCAUCAAUAUAAUCAUAAUUGCAGAAAUAAAUGAAAAAUGGUAUCAGCCAUUGCAAGCAAA